This is a messenger RNA of Tachysurus vachellii, 2583 nucleotides long. Its product is annotated as ras association domain-containing protein 1-like. Gene Ontology annotation, biological process: Ras protein signal transduction. Gene Ontology annotation, cellular component: microtubule cytoskeleton; nucleus. The transcript has 7 exons. The record is from RefSeq and is a predicted model, not a curated record. Lineage: Eukaryota; Metazoa; Chordata; Actinopteri; Siluriformes; Bagridae. Bases 569 to 1666 code for a protein of 365 amino acids.
UGUGGCAGAAAUUGACACCUCAUUGGAUUAAACAAAAUGUGGCUCCAAGACAAUCUAAGGGAAACUCGUCAAGAACUCAGGGCGUGUUCACUUGCAACUUUCUACCAACAGUUAAAGUGAUGUCAGUGAACCGUUCGGUUUUCACUCCACACACUUAUUUACUGUACCUCCGAGGAUUAUAUCGCAGACGGGUUUUGUGAUGUAGAGCUGUGUGCUUUGUGUGGGGUUUUCUGGACAUUUCCGUUUUUUUUUUUUGUUUUUUUUGUUGUUUUUUUUAUCUUUCAAAUCAAGCAGUUUUUGUGAAGGGAUCUAUUGAGUUGAAAUGAAAGAUCUUUUUCAGUUAGAAGCACAAAGCCAGUGACUGACCCAAACCUUCAUCACCUGAUAGACCUUCACUGCCUCAAGUUGUGAAACAAUGAAAGGUCUUAGACAUUUCGUUAAGACGUUAGUCUUAAAUUGGCCUGGAGACAGACUGCACUCAGUUGAAUCCAAAUCAGACAGCAUACUAUGACCUAAAGACCUGGAAGACAGUUUAUUUCAACACGUGUAUAAUAAAGCUGUGAAGAUCAUGUCAUUGGGGGAAUUGAUUGAGCUUGAGGAGCUUGAUGAGCGAAUUGAGCUUACUGAUUCUUUUCUACCACGGACCCCUCGAUUAGAGAGGGUCAAUGCCUUGAGAAUAAGCCCAGGAAAAUUCCCGGAGAUCUUAAAUCGUGUACGGAUAAUCAGGCUCGUGGGAGACACUAUGAAGGGCCUGCAGUUAGUGGAGGACACAGGAGAAGGCCAUGACUUCCAUCCCUGUAGCCAUGCUCAACCCACCUGGUGUGAUUUGUGUGGAGACUUCAUCUGGGGGGUGUACAAGCAAAGCCUGCGCUGUGCCAACUGUAGGUUCACCUGCCAUUACCGCUGUAGAGCUCUCAUUAAACUCAACUGUAAUCAGGGUGAUGUCUCUACUACCGAUCAGUCCAGUGAUGUCCAGGACAGCAUUGAAACUGACACCAAUGUGGAUGAGGUGACUGAGAGCAAGAAACAGGAGCUGUCAAAUUCUGAGCUUCAGCAGAAGAUAAAGGAGUAUAAUGCUCAGAUAAACAGUAACCUCUUCAUGUCUUUGAACAAAGAUGGCACCUACGAUGGUUUCAUCAAAGUUCAUCUGAAGCUGGUACGGCCUGUGUCUGUUCCACCACCACGAAAGGGUACUGCAUCCCAGGAGCAAGCCAAAGGGAAGAGAGGAGGAGCAGUAAAAAGGCGCACGUCCUUCUACCUCCCAAAGGACACAGCCAAACAUCUGCACAUCAGCUCUCGUACUCGUGCACAGGAAGUGAUUCAGGCCCUGCUCAAGAAAUUCACAGUUAUCGACAAUCCUGCAAAGUUUGCGCUGUUUGAACACACAGAGCGCCAUGACCAAGUGUACCUAAGGAAGCUGCCUGAUGAUGAGUGUCCACUGUUCCUACGUUUGUGUGCUGGUCCAAAUGAGAAAGCGAUGAGUCUGGUGUUAAAGGAGAAUGAGACGGGAGAGGUCAAUUGGGACGCAUUUUCUCUGCCGGAGCUGCAGAAUUUCAUGCGCAUUCUGAAGCGAGAGGAAGAGGAGCAUGUAAAGCAGAUCAUGCAGCGCUAUGCACUCGCUCAUGAUCGCAUCCAGCAAGCUCUGGUCAGCACCAAUCCUGGCUGAUCACUUUGUAAGGCAUGUCUUACUGACGAGUGGCCAGUAGGAGGCCUCAGUCUUCACCAUGUCCAACGAGCCAUAUGGACUAGCAUCAGUGCGAUUAGUGUGAGAGAGAGUGCGAGAGAGUGCGAACGAGUGUGGAAAUGCAGGUACGCCACCAGAUGUGCGUACGUGGAGAGAAUGAGUCGUGACUGAGAGCGAAAGCAUACUGGGAAAUGGACGAGUGAAAAUAGAACACCUUGUUGUGAAUGGUGUGUGAUUUGUUCGAGUGAGUGUAGAGAGUCCUCGAGAUAGAACAGUGUGUUUCUAUGGAGACUACACAGGACUCUCCUGACUUCAUUGCCGUUGAAGUUUUAAAUCUACUUUUCCUUUCUUCCUUCUAUAGGCUAUGAGACUCCUUUUUUUUCUUUUUUUUUCUUUUCUUAUCGAGGUCAGUUAAACCUUUUUGUAGUAAGUUCAUGACUGGACUCGCUGUGCAAUGUUGAAAAUGUCUUAUAUCUCAUCCGCUGGACGUCUUUAGUACAACUGAGUGUGAGAAAUGCCAGGGAGUUCCCAAUUAUUCAGUUGAACUGAUAGCCCUUUGGAUGAGUGAUGAAAUAUCUUCAGCAUUAAAGAAACAAGACAAAAAAAAAGAAACUUAAAAAUCCACUGCUUAGGCUUUUAAUAUCCAGCCUUUUUCUGGAACACACUGUUCAGACAAGCUGGUAAGAAAAUGACAUAGAUUAUGAUUUUAUUUGUAUUCAUUUAUUUAUUUUUGUUUCUUCAAAUUUCCAAUAAACCUGUUCUGUCAUUUCUUUGUCAUAUAUAUGUAUGUUCUGUCAGUCACCUGUUUAAGUAUUCAAGCUUGACCUUUUCUCAUGUGCAUUCACUUCAGUGUCUGGAAAUAUUUUAUUCACCCACUCACAAUAAAUGGUUUCCAUGUU